AGUUCUAUUUCCUUUAACGUAUCAUCCAGGUGGUCUUAUUUAAAGAAUGGAUUAAACUCAGGCACAACACGUGGUGCCACUGAUCUGAGUUUAUUUUGGGGGUAAAAUUAAAUAGUUCACGAUGAUACAAUGAAGUUUAAUUUUAAAGAACAUUCAACAUAUAAUCUACUUUAACAGUAAAGAAAACGCCUUCCACAUUUCGGGUCAGUAUUGAGUUGCAAAAUUUCCGAAAAUUACCCUGUAGUCGUCUUAAAUAUUUAGGCCUUUUGUAACUGUUCAGUUAAAGCUUUUUCUUUUAAAGAACGCUCCAAACUAAAAUGAAAGAUGACAUUUAUGUUUAGGGUUGCUCAAAAUGCUUAGAUUAGGAAAUCUCGUGAUUCUAUGAUUUAGACACUGUACCUCGGGGCGAUUUAUAAAUAUACGCAUUGCGAGAUGAAGAGAUGUUCAAUUUAUUAGCAUACGGUUUGAUUUACGGUUGUGGAAGAAUAUAUGAGGUUCAGACGUCAUUGAACAUGCAUGUUGCGAUGGUCGUUUAAAGAAUCCUGGUACUCCACAUAAUAAAGAAAACUCGCUUUAACAGCGGAAAUGCGCGCAGGAUAUAUUUAAUGUGAUGUCUACUUGCUGUUCGGGAGGUUAUGAAUGUUUGGGGUGGUGGGGGGGAGUGGAGGUGGAGUUGGAAAUGGGGGGGUUGAAUAUCGGCUUUUAUUGCAUCACAUGUACAAAGUGUCCAAUCAGCUUUGAGUUGAAGGAAAUUAUUUGGUGGAGUGUCUCUGGACAAGUGUGGCUUUUAUUGAGGACUUUACUCUUGGAACGAAGCGGGAUGGAGUUGGACCCCCCCCCCCAUCUUAAAUAGCUCGUCUAAUCGGGGUUUAGUUACACCUUAAAUCAAGCGGGCGCCUAAGUGCUUCGAUUAAAUGCAGAAUUGUUUAUUCCAACCUUAGUGUCGCUCUCUAUGCGAAUUAUUUAAUAUUAAAAAAAAUUUAAUUAAUGGCAGAGCCGGCCUCACUCUUUUUCGUAUGGCAAGUACAAUGGUUGGGAUUAUUCCAAGGUGCGUGGAUUAUAUCUCAAGUGUUACACUGGAUGGAUUUCAGUUUGGGCAUUUGGAGAUGUUCGGCGUUAGACUGGGUUACCUACGAAUUAACGGCAAGCAAAUGUUCGCCCUGUCUCAAGUGCUAGCUGAUCUCUUCAAGCAUGUCCCCAGGACCACGAUCCGAAAAAGAAUGGAGUACCUGAAAAUCAAAAGGCGUCGCUGCGAUCUGCAGGAACUACGGACUCUCAAAGCCAUGAAAUCCGUGCCAACACGGGCAGUCAAAUGCACGCUCAUUUCCAAAGAGGACCUGGAGGCUCUGUACACGGUUUACAAAGACCCCGAAUGCACCAGGAAGAAACUCAAGGUAAAAGUGAGGGAGAAGGGACAUUUUCCCAGCCGCCAAGACUCCAGUUACUUCUCCGACUUCUGUGGAGAGAGGACGGUGUUGCGGACUCGGAACUCUGCCGUGCCGUGCGAGGAGGAAUCCAACCGAGUUGUCGAAUCAACUGAAAACGGCGGCCUGUUCGAGCGACCCGGCUGCCGAUCCAUCACCGAUCCAGCCGGACAAGGCUUCACAAACUAUGAAAAUGACGGAAAAUCCAGUUUCUGCCCGCUGUACCGAGAACGGGACGGGUUUCAUCAAGACGAGGGCAGGUGUUACCCCAGAACAGUUCAACCCGCCAUAGCAGUUCGACUCAAUAGGGCGGGCAGUCCCGUUCACUUCAGGGCGAAAUAUUCUUGUUGCAAUCAGAGCAAAAAUGCGGAAAGUGGAUUUAUCGGUAACUAUAAUUCAUCCUUACCGCCACCAGCUUUGAAGUCUGUUAAAAGGAUGGUUCUUUCCGGGGAUAUAAAGGCUUUGAGUGGAAGUCCCUGCGCGCAGAUGACUCAGGGCGCCUCUCUGGGAUGUUCCAGCGACUCAGACUGCAGCCUAGAUCCAGAAAACGACUCGGAUUUCGGGUCAACGGACGAAGACGAAGAGGGAGAGUCGCUACUGUCCGGCUGCAGUAGUGACGACGAAAGCUCUUCGGCCUCCGAUUCCAGUUCGGCUUUCAGCGGUGCCUCCUUGCACAGCAUCCGCUUCAGGCAGGCCACCUUACCUAGUCUCUGUCACAAGACCCCUGCUGUCCCGGGGCAACCCGGACCGGAGGAGAGGCCGGAGCUCGCGACAGGGGAACGCCAAUCACUUUACGCUGGAGGUGCUCCCCAGUCGCGCCCGUUUAGCCGCCAGCCGGGUUACUGGCCCUCGGGCAACGCGACCGGCCGCCAGAACGCUCUGAAAAUUGAGGCUGAAGAGGUCGACGCGUCACAGCCGGAGACGGCUAGAAAUCCCACUCUGACCCCAAGCUACUUUGCAAAGCGUGGGGCCUCUCAACCCAGCCACCAAGAGAGCUCGCAGCCUUCACAACAAAGGGAUUUGCUGCAUUCAGAUGCACGGUCCGGUGCAUCCACUGCACUCUGCCUCGGCAUCAACUAUUUGAAAACCUCCGGGAGGGACGAGGGAACUUCACCAGCUGCCAACACCCAGGCUGAAGGGAGGAUUAAACAAACUUUCAAAAGUUCUGAUUUAAACCAGAGUUCUACAGUCACCAGCGCUGCCCCGGCCCAACAGAAUGUCCAGAGAGUCUUCGAUCCCAUCCACAGAUCGGGCUUUUGGAAGUUGGGAGAGCGCGAGAGUCCGGGGAACUAUGGCCUCAACCGAAAACGGCGGAAAGCGAAACACGUCCAGGGUAUCCACCGAAAUGAAAAUGGCGGAGUGCAGUUUGCGAGGGGCCACGGUGCCUCCGUCCACCGCCCCAAACACUCUACCUCAAAAGGAGAACAAAACCGCAGCACUUUACAGAGCAAAGCUUCGACCAUUGGUAGGUGGGACAAUGGUGCAAAAAAGAAACAGGUUUCUUCCAGGCGUGACAAACAGCUUAACUCCAAGGGAUGCUCCGCGAAGACACCUGACAGGAUUCAACCUUGGGUGACCGCGGCAGGCAAGAGGGCGAAUUUGCUGAAAGACGCGUCGAAGUGCAAACGAGUCACUUGCGGAUUAGCAACGCCAGUAAAGACAGCUUUUAGCCUCAUGGGGAAUUUCCCCUCGCCACCCUCACUGGUUGUGGGGGACGAUGGUGAUCUGUGCCCAGCCUAUUCGUUUUGCUCUGAUCAUUCCUGUUCAAUGCAGAAAGCUCACCCGGUGUGGAGAUGGCAAAUCGGGGGCACCGCCAUCCCUCUUCCGCCAAGCCAUAAAUUCAGGGGCUUCAGCAUUUAACCCGCUUGGGUUUGAACAUGAAAUGGCUGCGAGUGAGAUCUGCAGAGUUGGUGCUAAUGGGAAUGACCCUGAAAGUUAUUCUAUUUAUGACAUAUACAAACUGUUUGGAAAAAAAACAAUCAAAUCGGGAAGUAUGGUUUACAAUGUUGUAUGAAUGAGAGUCUUUCUAUCACGUCACCUCAAAUGAAACUCAGUCACAAUCCUAACAAAGAUCUGUCACAUUCAAGCAAAUUAAAUAUGGCACGUGCUAUUUUUUUCGAGACUGAAGUGUAUGGGAAAAAGGAAUUUAGUCCAAGGAUUGUACAAGCCUCUCUGUACCUUUGCACUAUUGAUCGUCCUUGUACAAUCGACCUAUAUACAUGGGAGCCUCGUUGGGUGAAUGCUUCAGUUUAUCCAGCGAACACGAUCUCAAACAAUGCGUUUAAACAACAAAAUAAUAACAAAUUUCAAACGUACAUUCAAUGUAAUCAGUAUGCAUUGUAGAAAGUGAAAGGAUGAACGGAGUUUUGUGAUUGUUUUGUUUUCCUCUGGAUAACUUUGUUUUUAAUAUUAGGUAAUCCCAAAAUGGAACAAUCUUUUAGUUUUGCUUAUCUCUGUUCCCUCGUUGUGUUCAGUAGGCCUUAAUUAAAAAUAAGCAGAAAAUAGUAGUAACAAAGCAAGAGGAGGGACCAUCUGUCAUCUUUUAUAAUGGGUGGAAUGUUCUCAUAAAAUUUUACUGCAUUUCUUACAUUUUUAAAAUGUUUAUUUUCUCUUAAAGUCGUUACGUAAGGAUGAACUAUUCUGAGAUUUAAUUUAAAUUCUGAGAUUUAAUUUAAGACAUGGUUCAGUUGAGAUUACACUGAAGAGGGAAUAAAAACGGGUGUGUGUGUGUGUGUGUGUGUGUGUGUGUGUGUGUGUGUGUGUGUUGUGUUGAGGGGGGGUCCGACCAUCGUUCGGCCAGAAUGAUUAAAUUUCUAUGAUCUCUCUUACUUGUAUCUCUUUAAUAAUCGGAUGUAUAACUUGCAGGGAAACACGGUAAGCUCCUUCCGUUUAGAUGCAAAUCAGUUGUACUCCGGAGGAAGAGAGGUUAAUGCAUCAGGGCACCAGGACAUGCAUUAAUGAUCAAACCCCCACACAAUCCUCCAAUCAAUAGUCCCUUUCAGAAUGACUCGAGACGAAAUGCCAUUGUAAUACCUUUUGGAAAUUAAAAAACAACAAUACUCAGUUGUUAUAAGAGUCAUUUGUUUAA
Mobula hypostoma (lesser devil ray) is the source of this 4512-nucleotide messenger RNA. RefSeq names its product SKI/DACH domain-containing protein 1-like. The record is from RefSeq and is a predicted model, not a curated record. Bases 1017 to 3284 code for a protein of 755 amino acids. The transcript has a single exon. NCBI's taxonomy places the organism in Eukaryota, Metazoa, Chordata, Chondrichthyes, Myliobatiformes, Myliobatidae.